GCCAAGUACACCUAUGAAUUAUCACAGGUUACGUACAGGAUUUUGCAACAGGGAUCAAUACGUGGAAUGGGGUAAGUAAGUUCCAGUUUCUUAUUGUUUUAUACAGUGACAGUGUAAAGAUGAUAGACCUUCACCUUGGGGCUCCUGUACCAGCCCGUUCCUCACUUCCCCGGAACAAUAAUCCACCGGCUUAGAUAAUCACAACGCGCUCCCCUCGACCUUUUGAGGCAAAGCAAAUCGGGCCGGACGCUCGGCCUGCCUGAUCGGGAGACUUGUUUAUGUUAUUCCCUGCGGUUGCUCUGCUUCCCCGCGAUUAUCGGCCUAUCAUCAUUGCUUCUAUCAAAGCCCAGACCUUUCACAGAUAGCUUUGCUAGAAAGAUAAUGGAAAAUCUUGUGCUGUGACGUUCCUUCGCACUGUUCCUUCCCGAUCAAACGCGACCGGGGUCAAGAGACAUCUAUGAUCAUAUCGCUUUUUACAUGUCGUAAUGUCCUCCUUCAGCCCUAGCUCUUCUCCAGACAUUCUUGGACCACCUGGCGACGUCGACUAUUUAGUCUCAUCCCCCUUUAAACCCUUUUCCGGUCGCCAAAGCUUCAUGUCACCCGCAAAUUUCAAACUCCUUCAAACACCGCGCUCAAGGAAAGGCAGAGGGUCGCGCAUCAGCCUGAGUCCCACAAAAAGCUCACAUGCUAUCCACUUCGACGAUGUUUUGCUUCCUGGUUCUCCGACGAGGAAACUGAAUGGUCGGCAGAUGUCCAUUUCCCCUGACAAGAUCGGGCCCGAUGGGAACGUGAGUCCGUGGAGGAUCCGAGUGACACUAGAGGCAACGCAAGACGAGGAAACGAACCAAGGAAGUCCUUUGCGCAAACGUCCCAGACAUUCCACUAUGACGUCGAAAAUUCCGCUGAAGGAUGAAGCGGACGUUGUGGAGCAGACUCCUAGGAGACGACGAGGUCGCCCGAGGAAGUCAGACAUUUUGAACAAAGGCGAAACCCCAAAUGGGGGCAGUCCUGGUCAUACGCCUGGCCCGGGGGGCGCAAGUGUGCAGAAGAGGAAGCGUGGUAGACCUAAAAAAACUCUUCCGGAACCGGAUAUCGUAGACAACAUCGGCGAGCAGCCGGCAAACGAUCAGACAAACCAGCAGUCUGCUGUCGAGCUUGAGCCAAGCUGGGAUCCUCUAAAUCUGGCUGCGGAUGGUGAAUCCGACGAUGGCUUGCCGGAUGAUCAAGGAUAUGGAGGAUAUGCAAAAUCUUUUGAGGGCGACGGUCAAAUGGAGCAAAUUGAUGAUGUUUCCCAGAAUCAUAGCCCUCGAGUGGAAUACGAGCGUACUUAUGACACGCCGAAUGUCGAUAAUAUGGAUGAUGUUUAUUUGCAGGAUGAUGAUAACAUACAUUCAACACCAUCAAAGAUGCCCUCUCCUUCUCGGGAGAGUCAGGUUAUCUCUCCAGAUAACACCCUGUACGCUGGCCGUACACCUAGGCCUCGCCUAUACCCGACUCCAACGUCCUCAUCAUUAGUAGAUGAGGAAAGGCAGGACCAAAGGUUGCAAAGCUCCGUCUCACAUGAUCGCUUCCGCCGAAGCGGAGCUCAUACUACAAAUGACCCUACAGACGAACACAGAGAAUUCGAUUCUAUAAUGGAAAGUGAAGGGUUUAGCAUGGUCUCACUAGACACAUUACCGUCAGCUAAACAGCAUGGGAUUAGCACUAGCUCCCAAGUGGCAAAGGGCGCUUUGAAACCGUUUUUGGAACGAGAAAACAACGGCGUCUUGAGAAGAAAAUCCUCGACUCGAAACAAAAGCAGCAGAGAAGAUGCUGGUUUAUUUAUGCAGACUGAAUCAUUAAACGAACAAGAGAAGGCUAAUGUGGGCCAUGUGUCUAAUAGGACAUAUUCGCCCCCUACUUCUCCAGCUCUUGCUCCGGUACAAACUUCUACUAGAGGCCAGCGGCGACCAAUUUCAAGAUUUGUGAGGUUGGUUCGUGUGGGCAUUGUACUUGAGAGCGCUCUAAGGCGUCCGCACGACAAAGGAUAUUCGCGGAACCUUCUGUCAAGCCCGGAGAUACGCGAGCCAGAGGAUCAUAUAUCCGAUCUGGAAGCAUCUAGGAAACGUUUGGAGCUGCUUUUUAGCGAGUUCGACUCAGAGAUACAACGCGACUUACAGGCAGCCUUGAAAUUUGGCCAAGAGCUUGCAAUGAGGCGAGUGCAGACCGAAGUUGAGAAAGCAAGGGAACCCCAUGCCCUGGAAACUAUCCCAGAACACGCGUCGGGGGCCUUGAGUGAAGCGAGUGAAUCUCGGACAUCGUCGCCGGAACUUAAUACAGUCAGGGCCUACGAUACACCAGGCACAGAGAUGACGCGCCGGAUGGCAGAAUGGCAACAGGAGAGGGAAGCUAUCAGCCGCGAAAUCCAGAUGGCCAACUCGAGCCAAGUCAUCGUCAUUGACAGUGACGUGAGUGGCCCCUCGAGCCCUGAAGGUAGCAUGGCUUCUGGAUCUGGUGACGAACAUGACUGGGGGACUGAUAUCUAUCGGGGAGAUACGAAUGAGCUACCGGUCCAUAAUCAGUUAGAGAAUGUUGAAGAUAAUAACUCUAACGCAGAGGCAGAGGAAGUGGAGGAAGAUGAUGACGGGUACGAAGACAUUUGGCAACAAGAAGCCAACGUUAGAGGCGAACUUUCCGACCACUCUCCUGUUCCUUAUUAUGAGCAGGAUUAUGGCAAUGAUAGGCAGGAAUCUAGUCCUCAAACAAAUAAUUCGGCAUCUGAUCAGGGUGCUGUCGGUAUCUCCUAUUCCCCAGCAUAUUGGACAAAUGCUCACGACAAGGUGCCGUUUCUGGGCAAGUCGCGAAUCAAGCAGCUGCGAGAACAAAAUGUUGAUAUAUCCACAUUGUUGCGUGCGGAAAAUACCCCUAAACGCUCGCGUUACUACUACGGAAAAAGUAGCCCCUUAAGUUCGGAAAGCGAGCGAGACCCUGAGCAGCUACGGCCUACCGUAGAUUCCCAGAGCGAGGAUGGAAGGGACGACGAGUACGAGGAGGAAGAAGAGCAGGGAGUGGCAGAGAUUGGGGAGGAUCGCUUACCUGAAGAACCUCCGCAGCCAGAGGAUUAUCUAGAGUGGAGCCCCCAGAGAGCCUUUGGCGAUGAAACGUUCCAACUAGAUCCAACCACAAAUUUUGAAAACGCCAGACAGCACCCUAAAAUGUGGUCCGAAGGGAAUGGCGAUGAGAAUCUCUCAGACGCAGUUUCACCUAAACCGCAAACCGCUCAGGAGACAACCGCCAUCACACCCGAACACCCUCAGCCUUCCAGUGUCGGAAAACAAGCAUCAUCCUGGCUUCAAAAGAUUGCUAGUCUUACGCCUGGAUGGUUGAAAGCCCCCAAAAGGAAAUCGGCCGAGCAACUAUCUGUAUAUGAUGAGAAUUCAGAAGACGGCGGUGAGGAGCGACUGCCCAACGUUGCAGAGACCUAUUACGAUGACAAGCUAAACUCAAGAAACGUGGAAGAACAUUAUAUGGAGGAAAUGCCAAGACCGCGUUGGGACCACGAACAACAUGGCUUCUCUAGCCCGCCAAUCGACAAGACACACACGUCGCCAAAUAUAGAAGAAAAGGACGAUAUGUACCAUCAUCCUAUGCCAUUGGCCGUCUCUGGAUAUUUCUCUGACGAUCACUACGUCCUCCUACGUCGCCUUUACCGCCUGGCGAAAAGACAUCCAGAGCGGUUUCCUUACUAUACUGGACCUGGCCGUUCAGACAUCAUUGGGGAUUGGAUAUGGACUUCAGACGGCUUACAUGGGGUUCCCAUCACAGAGCGUCAGUUUGCCAUAAUUGACAGAUUCGUGCAGGAGCUGGCCAAGGCCGACCUACAGGCUGGUGGAACAGGCCAAGUUGGCUGGACGGAAGCCGAUUUGCACAGAAGACUGAUUAGCAUCAUUAUUGGUGAACAGAUUCGGGAAGAGAGGAAAGCACGUUUGCAAGAAGAACAGUUGAGAGGGGCCUUUCCACGAAAAAGGCGUGCGCCUACAAGUUCGUGGUACUGACGACUGCCUAAAGUAGCAAUCAUUUUCCUUUUCUGUCUUUUCUUUUAUUCUUUGAUUCCCUCCCCCGGGCCUAGUGUCCCCUUUUGGCAAAUAUAGGCCCUUGAUUUUGGAGUAAUGGAUUUCAUUCUUGCUUUUUUGGUGUUACUUGGGGAGUACGGUUCGGAACUACACGGGUUGGCGAGCCAAUAGGUGGAUCUUGU
Aspergillus alliaceus is the source of this 4234-nucleotide messenger RNA. Its product is annotated as putative AT DNA binding protein. The record is from RefSeq and is a predicted model, not a curated record. Lineage: Eukaryota; Fungi; Ascomycota; Eurotiomycetes; Eurotiales; Aspergillaceae. The transcript has a single exon. Bases 486 to 4034 code for a protein of 1182 amino acids.